This is a messenger RNA of Penicillium canariense, 1575 nucleotides long. RefSeq lists its product as uncharacterized. The coding region runs from base 1 to 1575 and encodes 524 amino acids. The record is from RefSeq and is a predicted model, not a curated record. The transcript is spliced from 9 exons. Gene Ontology annotation, molecular function: oxidoreductase activity. NCBI's taxonomy places the organism in Eukaryota, Fungi, Ascomycota, Eurotiomycetes, Eurotiales, Aspergillaceae. Gene Ontology annotation, biological process: regulation of GTPase activity; signal transduction. Gene Ontology annotation, cellular component: cytoplasm.
AUGCCAUGGCUGGUACCUGAGGAUGUUCGUGGGAGUAGUCCGAAGCAGGAUGAUACCUUCAACAAGAAGGAUUCCACUCAACCCGGUAGUCACCGCGAUCAAGUUAUCCAGUGGCUCCCGUCGCUAGAAACACACCUUGCACGCAGUUGUGCUUUGGCAAGCUUGGGCGAACGGCUUCCGACGACAGUUCCUGUUGGCUUUCCAGAUCUCAUAAAAUCCGAUCGAGACUGGUCGGGUUCGAAUUUUGAAAGCGAAGGCGACUAUGUCUAUAUCCUGUCUCCAGAGGAUUUGGCAGAAAGUGAAACUGCACUUCAUUCCUUUCUAGCCUUGUCCAGCAACCCAGAUCUCGAUCAAAUCUCUCCUGAAACGUUUCCUCUUCCUCAGCUAGGAGUGAAGCUUAGGGAAUUGUCGGAGACUGUGCAUGUGGGACGAGGAUUCUGCAUUAUUAGAGGUAUUGAUCCGACACGAUACUCUCCUAUAGAAAGUAUGAUCCUAUAUGCUGGGAUCACCAGCUACAUUGGCAGCACCAGAGCAUGCCAGGAUGACAGAGGGAAUCGAGUUAUUCACAUAAAAGACCGCGGACGAGACUUUCCUGGGGUGGACCACAGGCAACCCCCAUACUCCAAUGUUGGCCAACCAUUCCAUUCCGACCACUGUGAUAUUGUUGCUCUAUUCUUCGUAGAUACCGCGGCGCAGGGCGGAUCGUCGAAGCUCGCGUCGUCUGCCAAAAUUUACAAUGAAAUUGCGGCCACUCGACCAGACGUCAUUCACAUCCUGGCAUCAAACACGUGGAAGUUCGACAACUGGGAAAUUCGGCCCAUCCUGCUGGAUUUCGGCCCCUAUGGCCCCGCGUUUUGCUUCUCACGUCGGUCCUUAACCGGGUCUCCUUAUGCCACGCGUCAGGUAGAAGUUCCGCCCUUGACCGAGCGCCAGGCAGAAGCCCUGGACCUGGUUCAGUUCACGGCAGCCAAACAUGCAUUGUCAAUGCAGUUGCAGCCAGGCGACAUCCAAAUUGUUAAUAAUUGGGCUGCCUUACACUCCCGCGAUGGCUUCACGGAUAACCCAAAGCCGGGGGGCAAGAGGCGCCAUGCCCUGCGUCUCUGGCUAAGAAAUGAAGAAAACGCUUGGCCUACCCCUGGGCCACUUGAGCACAUCUGGAAGGAGAUAUACUCGAAAGAUUCGCCGUGGGCGAAAGACCCGCACUGGGAUCUUGUUCCGCCAAUUGACUGGCAGCACGCCUCUAAGCUUGACUUCACCAGCCUAGAGAACUUCUACCACAACGUUAAUAGCGUGGCAGGCCUUGUCAAGCAGUUCUUCCGGGACCCGCCUGAGCCGCUUUUCACCUCGUACCUUCCGGACGCCCACUACGCUAUUCUGCGGGCUGUCAUCCUGCACUUGAACAAGGUCCAGGAGCACUACACCUCGAACCGCAUGAGCGCCGGUAGCCUGGCCAUCUACUUCGGACCGACCCUGAUGAGUGCUAACUCGGGAGGCAACAUCGCCGAUGCUGGCUGGCAAGUCCGCAUGAUUGAGACCAUUCUCAACAACACCUUCCAGAUCUUUGACGAUGACUAA